Messenger RNA from Rhizoctonia solani, 1575 nucleotides. RefSeq names its product Sugar (and other) transporter. Gene Ontology annotation, biological process: carbohydrate transport; transmembrane transport. Gene Ontology annotation, molecular function: carbohydrate:proton symporter activity. The transcript has 7 exons. The record is from RefSeq and is a predicted model, not a curated record. Lineage: Eukaryota; Fungi; Basidiomycota; Agaricomycetes; Cantharellales; Ceratobasidiaceae. Gene Ontology annotation, cellular component: membrane. The coding region runs from base 1 to 1575 and encodes 524 amino acids.
AUGGCUCCCCCCGUAGCUGGCGCUCAGGCGAACGUGACCCUUGACCCCGCUCUGCUGUUCACAGGCAGAUGGUGGCAGCACUCGCACAUUUUUUGGUUGAACAUCCUCUUGCUCGUUCCGCUCGUUACGUCCUACGCCAAUGGAUUUGACGGAAGUAUGAUGAAUGGAUUGCAGUCCGUAGAGCAAUGGAAACAAUACUUUGGUUAUCCUAGUUCCGAGGACCUCGGUUUAUUCAACGCCAUUCAGUCAAUUGGCGCAUUGGCUGCUACUCCAUUCGCACCCUACGUCUCUGAUAUCUUUGGCCGCAAGACCGGUAUCUUGUUCGGCAGCGCUCUCGUCCUCAUCGCUGCUAUCCUCCAAACCGCGACUCAGAACCUCGGCAUGUUUGUCGGUUCGCGUUUCUUGAUCGGCUUUGGCACAACUUUUGCUCAAAUGGCCUCCCCCUUGCUCGUUUCUGAAGUUGCCUACCCUACUCACCGCGCCGCCCUCACCUCCCUCUACAACUCUCUCUGGUUCUCUGGUUCUAUCGUUGCUGCCUGGUCCACUUUCGGUACCUUCCGCAUUCCCAACAGCUGGUCAUGGCGCAUCCCGUCCGCUCUCCAAGGUUUAUCCUCUGUCAUCCAGUUCCUCUUCAUCUGGUUCCUCCCUGAAUCCCCCCGCUGGCUCAUCUCCAAGGGUAAAGACGAAAGGGCCCGCCAGAUUCUCGUCAAAUGGCACGCUGGUGGUCGCGAAGACGACCCAUUGGUUGCAUUCGAGUUUAACGAAAUCAAAGAGGCAUUGGCCCUUGAAAGCCAAGCUGCUCAAGCUAGUUGGCUCGACUUGUUCCGCACCCCUGGAAACCGUAGGCGUAUGCGCAUCAUCAUGGCUAUUGCUCUGUUCUCGCAAUGGUCUGGCAACGGUCUGAUCUCGUACUACCUUGAGCGUGUCCUGAACGGUAUUGGGAUCACCAAGGCUGAUGACCAGACAUUGAUCAACGGUGUCAUUGCCAUUUACAAUUUUGCGAUCGCAAUCACCUCGUCCUUCUUUGUCGAACGCGCUGGCCGUCGCCGUUUGUUCCUGAUCUCCAACGCAGGCAUGCUGAUUGGCUACUCCCUACUCACCGCCUGUUCCGCUACAUUCGCCAAGACCGGCAAUGCCCAUGCUGGACACGGUGUACUGGCAUUCAUCUUUGUGUUCAACGGCUUCUACGCCAUCGCAUACACUCCUCUCCUUGUAUCUUACACGGUCGAGAUUCUGCCGUUCUUCUUGCGCGCCAAGGGUCUGGCGCUGAUGAACCUCACCGUAUUGGCCGCUAUCAUCUUCAACCAGUACACUAACCCCAUCGCUUUGGACGCCUUGCAGUGGAAGUACUACCUAGUGUACACUGUCUGGCUCGUAGUCGAGCUUGCAUACAUCUACUUCUUCGCAGUCGAGACCAAGGGCCGCUCGCUCGAAGAAACCGCUGCGCUAUUCGAUGGUGACGACGCCGUCCGCGAACUCGGUACACGCACUCAAGCCGAUAUGAUUGAAGGGGCCCAUCAUGAGAAGGGAAGCGGAAGCUUAGAGCAUGUGGAGGUAGAUGUACUGAGGAAGUGA